Messenger RNA from Lathyrus sativus (Indian pea), 1239 nucleotides. The record is from the annotation of a GenBank genome assembly. Lineage: Eukaryota; Viridiplantae; Streptophyta; Magnoliopsida; Fabales; Fabaceae.
AUGAAUUCGUUUCUACUUUACGCUUUGUGCUUCGCAAUCGUUAUCGCGAUUGUUCACUUCAAAUUCAACCUUACGCCACCGUUAUUCGGAUCGAUUCUCGUCGGUUUUUGGAUCAUCAAGAUGAAAUUUCAUCGCCGAUUCAGAAUCGGAAUUACUUGUUUCAAGAAUCCCAAACCGAAUUCCAAGGCGGAGAUUGACGUUGAUGCUAAGCCUCUUGAGGUUCCUCCGCACCUUGUAAUCAUGGUUAAUGGCAUCGUUGGAAGUUCUGCUGAUUGGAGGUUUGCCGCGGAGCAGUUUCUCGAGAAGCUUCCGGAUAAAGUCAUCGUCCACCGCAGUGAAUGCAAUUCUUCAAAAUUGACGUUUGAUGGUGUUGAUACAAUGGGCGAGAGGCUAGCUGAAGAGGUACUAUCUGUCGCUAGUCGCUGGCCAGGGUUGCAGAAGAUCUCCUUUGUUGCACAUUCUUUGGGAGGCUUGGUAGCAAGAUAUGCUAUUGCGAGACUUUUUGAAUACUCUUCAACAUUAGAAUCCGAAGUUACUAUCUGCAACUGCAAAGAGGAGACAGAAUGUACAAAGAAUUGCAUUGAACAGAAUUAUGAAGCCCGAAUCGCUGGUUUAAAGCCAAUGAACUUUAUAACCUUUGCAACACCACAUCUUGGUUCAAGAGGACACAAACAGCUUCCAUUUCUUUGUGGCCUUGCUUUCCUUGAAAGAAGAGCAUCUCAAACUGCACACUUAAUUGUAGGGCGAACUGGAAAGCAUCUUUUCCUUAUGGACAAUGAUGAUGGAAAGCCUCCUCUUCUCCUCCGAAUGGUUGAGAAUUCUGAUGACUUAAAAUUUAUGUCAGCUCUGCGUGCAUUCAAGCGCCGAGUAGCAUAUGCAAAUGCAAACUUUGAUCAUAUGGUUGGAUGGCGCACUUCAUCGAUUCGGCGUCAGCAUGAACUUCCAACAUUUGAUCUUCAAUUAAUUGAUGAGAAAUACCCACACAUUGUACAAGCCAAAGUUGGGACUGUUGAUGAUGUUUCCGCCAAAGUAUCUACUAUUGCUAGAGACCAAACAAUUGACACAGAAGAGGAGAUGAUAAGGGGUCUCACUCAGGUUCCUUGGGAGCGUGUGGAUGUUAGCUUUCAGAAGAGUAAGCAACGGUAUGUUGCUCACAGUACAAUCCAGGUGAAAAUCUAUUGGUUGCAUUCAGAUGGUGCCGAUGUGAUCUUCCACAUGAUAGAUAACUUCCUUAUCUAG